AUAUACGCCGGCUUACCUUGGCAAUGAAAGUGAAAUGGACGCACUGCACACAUACGUAUAAAAAUCGGAGCACUCCUAGCCGAAAUUAUUCAGUUGCCAACUUUAGAACCAGCAACAUGUACGCCAAGGUGAUCGUAGCUCUGUGCGCCGUGGGCAUGGUCCGCGCUGGAGGUCUCCUCGCAGCAGCUCCAGUGGCCUACUCCGCUCCCGUCAUCACCAAGACCAUCACCCCGGCGGUGUCCUCCGUGUCCUCCUACUCCACACACACCGCGCACGGAAGCCCGGUCGCCGCCUACGCCGCUGCCCCCGUCGCCACUUACGCCGCUGCCGCUCCCGUCGCGUACGCCGCUGCCCCAGUCAUCGCCAAGACUUAUGCCGCUCCCGCUAUUGCGACUUACGCCGCUGCCCCCGUGUUGACCAAGACCAUCACCCCCGCCGUAUCCUCCGUGUCGUCUUACUCGACCCACACCUCUCAUGGUUCCCCCGUAGCAACCUACGCUGCCGCCCCCGUGGUCGCUAAGGCCUACGCUCCCGUAUCCUACGCCGCUCCCGUAUCCUACGCCGCUCCCGCUGCCUACGCUGCUCCCGCUGUGGCCGCAUACGCCGCCCCCGUUGUCACCAAGACAAUCACCCCUGCUGUGUCCUCCGUGUCCUCUUACUCUUCCCACACCGCUCACGGUUCCCCUGUUGUGGCUUCUUACGCCGCUGCCCCCGCCGUGGCCACUUAUGCCGCUGCCCCCGCCAUCUCCACAUACGCCGCUCCCGCCAUCUCCACCUACGCCCACGGCGCUCCCGUCCUGAAGUCGGCCGUGGCCUACUCCGCCGCCCCCGCGGUAUCUCACCUCUCCUACAGCGGACUCGGUGCUCACUAUGGUUGGUAAACUGAAUCCCUCGAAACUUUUGUAAAUAGAAAAUGUAGAAAAUAAACAAGUUGUUUAUUAUAAAA
This is a messenger RNA of Cydia strobilella, 946 nucleotides long. RefSeq names its product cuticle protein 16.5-like (gene CPFL4). The coding region runs from base 24 to 881 and encodes 285 amino acids. Lineage: Eukaryota; Metazoa; Arthropoda; Insecta; Lepidoptera; Tortricidae. The transcript has 2 exons. The record is from RefSeq and is a predicted model, not a curated record.